This is a messenger RNA of Aspergillus niger, 528 nucleotides long. RefSeq lists its product as uncharacterized. The record is from RefSeq and is a predicted model, not a curated record. The transcript has 6 exons. Lineage: Eukaryota; Fungi; Ascomycota; Eurotiomycetes; Eurotiales; Aspergillaceae. The coding region runs from base 1 to 528 and encodes 175 amino acids.
AUGGAAGUGGCUCUCGCGGUUCCUGAGUUUUUCUUGCUGGGCCCCACAGCACACCGCCCACCCGGCGAUCUUUGGCCCGAAUGGGGAUUAAAGUGGAGUGGAAAGUGGGAAGUGGGAAAAAGCCCGGAACAUGAACGGGUGGUGCUGGUGGUGCUGGUGCUGGUCGGGAAAAGCAAUGCCGUCGGAGGUGAUUCCUUUCUUCUUCCUGGCGCUAAGUGGGUGAAGGUAAUUUGCUUGGCUGUAUACCUUGCCUUUUGGCUGAGUAUCUAUCGAUGGGGUUCUCUUCCGUUGGGUGCUGCUGCUGGUCAGUUCUCUGUUUUCGGCCCUCACGCCACCUUUAAGGUCAAGUCAAGUCUGGUCUGGUCCACGGGUUCAUCGGAUAACCAGGCACCAGGGGAAAGACCCAAUUUUCUUUCUAUUUCUAAGAGAAAUUCAGUCGUCUCUGUUCUCAUGGGUGCGAUGGCGAGAUCAAUGGCCAAGGGUUGGGGCUGGGCUGGGUUAGAUCCUGGUGUCUUGACUAGGACUUGA